AGGCCUAUGUAAGAAAUAAGAAUUGUGUUUUACGAAAAAGUUGCCUUGCCUCAUAUAAAUGUAAGGGGAUUUAGUACAACAGUUUUCAAUAAACUUUAGAUGAGUAAUAAACCAUCUUAGCGGUGUUGAAUUCCACUAUUGUGACCUCUUGUUGGCUUAGCCUACAAAAUACAAAAUCACAGAGAAAACAGCGCGUCUCUAACGCGCAUUUUACGGGACUUGAAUUGAUGCGCCCAUCGCCUAGUAACAGUGGGAAAUAGACACACAACAUUCCGUCUGAGAGAAGGGUAGGCUACUUUAUGGGUUUUCUUAUUGAGUCAUUUUGAAGCCUUCAAAUCAAAUGAUUCAGAGCUUAUCAAUGAGCAAGUCAAAGACAUAUUUUAGUAGGCCCCCGUCCGCUUCGAAUAGAACAUCACCGAAUUUGACAAGUUCUGUUCACCGCGUCUCCAAGACAGUUCGGUUCUACCUCAAUGCGCGGGUACGCGACACAGGGGAGGUGUUCAUGGUGCCAAACUGCCACCAUAACAUGACCAUCAGAGAACUGAAGUGUGCACUGGAGCUGGCGGUCGGAAUUCCUGCGGACUUCCAGAGACUAUGCUACUUGGACCAAGGUGACCUGAUGGAGGAAAGCACCUUGCACUACAACGACAUUGUCCCAGGAACAGUGCUGACGGUGGGGGUGUGGCCCUACAACGGCUGGCCGGAGCUGGUGACUGCUGCUGCUUCCGGCAACACCUACAUGUUGAAGCAGGUCAUGUCCAAACCAGCUCCCCUGGGCUCCUCUGCAUCCUCCUGGCUGCCUCACCGCCUCUUCUCUGCCCUGUUCAUCACUGUUCAUCGAGGACACACCUCCGCCACCCGCUUCCUCCUGCAGCAGGGUGCUGACGUCGGGGCUCAGACCCCCCGCGGUCGAGGGGCACUGCACGCCGCCGCCGCUCAGGGGCAUGUCCAGCUGAUCCAGGACCUUCUGCUGGGCGGGGCACCUCCUAACAUGGAGGACUGCGAGGGCAUGACUGCCCUGAGCCUGGCAGAGGGCUGUGGCCAGAAGAAGAGCGCCCGCCAGAUCUUCCUGUUCAACUGGCAGCAGCGUGCCGCUGCGGUACGGAUCAAAUCCCACCUGGGCGAGGAGGAGCUGUUCGACCACCAACGCUACAACUCACACCUGAAGACCUGGCGAUGUGGUACCUACGCCCAGAGAUACAUGGCACACCUUGGGGUAUAG
This is a messenger RNA of Hypomesus transpacificus, 1222 nucleotides long. Its product is annotated as ankyrin repeat domain-containing protein 60-like. The coding region runs from base 341 to 1222 and encodes 293 amino acids. NCBI's taxonomy places the organism in Eukaryota, Metazoa, Chordata, Actinopteri, Osmeriformes, Osmeridae. The record is from RefSeq and is a predicted model, not a curated record. Gene Ontology annotation, molecular function: protein binding. The transcript is spliced from 5 exons.